This is a messenger RNA of Nicotiana attenuata, 2870 nucleotides long. RefSeq lists its product as uncharacterized. The transcript is spliced from 18 exons. Lineage: Eukaryota; Viridiplantae; Streptophyta; Magnoliopsida; Solanales; Solanaceae. Gene Ontology annotation, biological process: lipid metabolic process. The record is from RefSeq and is a predicted model, not a curated record. The coding region runs from base 85 to 2685 and encodes 866 amino acids.
GUACGGAUUGGGAACACAUUCCUUAUUACUCUCUUCCCAAAAUCUCAUCAUUUCCACCACUAAAUUACACCCAACUGCCACUUCAUGGCUACUCUGCAGACUCAUCUCCAAUUUCCCAUUCCCAUUUUUUCUUCACCAAGAUUGCUUCUUUUCAAGAACCCCAAUUCAGUUUCCUUUUCCAAGAAACUUUUUUUCUCCAAAAAAAUUAAUGGGUUCUUGAAUUAUCCAAAAUUUGGUGCUAAAGAAUUGUUGUGUUGUAAUUGUCAAGCUAGUGGUGAGAUAAUACCGUUUUCAUCAGCUGAAAAGGAGAAUGAAAGGCCUCCUUUUGAUAUUAAUUUGGCUGUCAUUCUUGCUGGUUUUGCUUUUGAAGCUUACGCUAGUCCUCCAGAUAAUGUCGGAAAGAGUGAGGUGGAUGCAGCUAACUGCAAAACCAUAUUUCUUUCAGAGUCAUUUGUGCGUGAAAUUUAUGAUGGCCAGUUGUUCAUAAAGUUAAAGAAAGGUUUCAGUUUUCCUGCUAUGGAUCCUUGGGGAACGAGUGAUCCGUACGUGGUGUUACAAUUAGAUAGUCAAGUUCUGAAAAGCAAGGUGAAAUGGGGGACAAAAGAGCCAACAUGGAAUGAGGAGUUUGCUUUAAAUAUUAAGCAGCCGCCUCUGAAUGAUCUUCAGCUUGCAGCUUGGGAUGCAAAUCUUGUGGCUCCGCAUAAGCGCAUGGGGAAUGCAGCAGUUAAUGUGAAGCACCUCUGUGAUGGAGAUUCUCAUGAACUGCUGGUUGAUUUGGAAGGGAUGGGCGGUGGUGGGAAGAUAGAGAUAGAGAUACAGUACAAGAGUUUUGAGAAAAUUGAAGAAGAAAAGAAGUGGUGGAGAAUCCCAAUCAUUACAGAAUUUUUAAAGAAAAACGGGUUUGAGUCUGCUUUGAAGACAAUUCUGGGUUCGGAGACUGUGCAAGCUCGACAAUUUGUACAGUUUGCCUUUGGGCAGCUGAAGCUACUAAAUGAUGAAUAUAAUGAUUUGAAUAGCAGCAUUGAGAAUUCUGAUGGCCCUAUUGUGGAAUCAGAUGUACUGCCGGGGUCGCAGAAAUCACCCAGCUUUGAUGACUUGAGCAUGCCUCAAGAAUCAGAACGCCCAAAUAAUUCGGAAGACACCAAAGUUGGUGGUGAGAUAGAGUUUAAUUGUGAUGAAAGUGGCAUGUCCGAUGAGCAUAAUUCUGCUGGCACUGAGGUUUUUCAGAGCUCUCAAUCAGAUAAGCAUUUCUGGAAGAAGUUUGCUGAUAUCGUCAAUCAAAAUGUUGUUCAAAUACUCGGUCUCCCGGCCCCGGAGAAAAUAAAGUGGGAUAAUCUUGACUUGUUAAAUAAGAUUGGGUUGCAAUCGCGGAGAGUUGCAGAUGCAGGUUAUGUUGAAUCUGGUCUUGCAACUCCUGAAAAGCAGGAAACUGCUAAUGGUAGUGCAUCAACUGAACCACCUGUUCUUAACAAUAUUCAGUCAUCGCUUCCAGAUAUCAAGAAGGUGACACAAGACUUAUUACGUCAAACCGAUUCCAUUUUGGGAGCAUUGAUGGUCCUAAACGCCACAGUUUCCCAAUUCAACAAAGGCGCAGGUCUUUUCGGAAAGGGUGAUGCUAAAGAAGAUUCUUCAACCGGACUGGAAAAUGAUAUCCUUGGAUAUCCCAUGAAUAAAGAUGGAUUAGUGUUGGACGAGAAGAAAGCCGAGGAGAUGAGGUCUCUUUUCUCAACAGCAGAGACAGCCAUGGAAGCUUGGGCACUGCUAGCUACUUCUUUGGGACAUUCGACUUUCAUCAAAUCUGAAUUUGACAAAUUAUGCUUCUUAGAUAACGAGUCAACUGACACACAGGUAGCACUCUGGCGUGAUUCAGCAAGGAAACGGUUAGUUGUUGCUUUCAGGGGAACAGAACAAACUAAAUGGAAGGAUCUUCUGACAGACUUGAUGCUAGUUCCUGCUGGGUUCAAUCCUGAAAGGAUAGGUGGUGACUUCAAGCAAGAAGUUCAGGUUCACAGUGGUUUCCUAAGUGCGUAUGACUCAGUUAGGAUUAGGCUUAUCUCGCUGGUCAAACAAGCAAUUGGCUAUAGACAUGAUGAUCUUGACCCACCAAAUGAAUGGAGUGUUUACGUUACUGGUCAUAGUCUUGGUGGUGCAUUGGCUACUCUUCUCGCUCUUGAACUAUCAUCAAGUCAACUAGCUAAGCGGGGAGCUAUCUCUGUGACCAUGUACAACUUUGGAUCUCCAAGAGUUGGAAACAAAAAGUUCGCUGAAGUUUAUAAUGAGAAAGUUAAAGACAGCUGGAGGGUUGUAAAUCACAGAGAUAUAAUACCAACAGUUCCUCGGUUGAUGGGCUACUGCCAUGUUGCUCAACCUAUUUAUUUGGCCGCUGGAGAUGCGAAAAACACAAUGGAUAAUGUGGAACCCUUGGACGAUGGUUACCAAGGUGAUGUUAUUGGAGAGGCCACUCCUGAUGUUAUUGUCAGCGAAUUUAUGAAAGGUGAAAAAGAACUGAUUGAGAAAAUAUUGAACACAGAGAUUAACAUUUUUCUCGCAAUCAGAGAUGGUAGCGCACUUAUGCAGCACAUGGAGGACUUCUAUUACAUUACUCUGUUAGAGAAUGUGAGAUCAAACUACAAAACUGUUCCAAGGUCACAACUGGCCGAAGAGAAGAAUAUAUCAAUUGGCUAAAAAUGGAAAUCAUCAAAAUUUUGCCAGUGUCGAUACUCCAUAGGUCAGAGCAAUGUCGUAAAUAACAACCAUACCACAGAAUAUCUGCAUUUAUUGUAUCUCUGCACGAUUCUUAUUCAGCAAGUGUACAUGUCCUGCUCAUCUAUUAACUUAAUAAUAUAUAGCCAACUGUUACUAUUGCUUUA